Messenger RNA from Panicum virgatum (switchgrass), 787 nucleotides. RefSeq lists its product as uncharacterized. NCBI's taxonomy places the organism in Eukaryota, Viridiplantae, Streptophyta, Magnoliopsida, Poales, Poaceae. The record is from RefSeq and is a predicted model, not a curated record. Bases 142 to 612 code for a protein of 156 amino acids. The transcript is spliced from 6 exons.
GGUGCUAUAUAUAGCUGCAUCGCAAAGAUAACAGCCAUAGUACCGUCAAUAAAAUGGUACUACAAAGCCUGCCUAUCUUGCAAAAUAGGAUACAACAGCAUUUCAGAAACUCCAAGAUGUGAUUGUGCUACUUCACAGCCCAUGCCUAUGUUCAAGCUUCCUCUUGCACUUACAGAUGAUACAGGAAGCAUAGAAGCAAUAGCUUUCUCUUCCAUAGCUGAAGAUUUAGUAGAGCGUAAUGCAUACCAAGCUUCUCAAAACAUGAAGAUACAUGCAACAGACCAUGCAGCGUCUUUACAAACAGCUGUUGGGAAAAUAAGACUAUUCCACAUAGGAAUGAGUACUGAUAUGUCAUCAAACUUCUCCAUUAAAUAUGUCAUCCGGAAGAGUUUUCCAAUCGACAAACCACCCUCAACAUCACUUCUGUCACAUAAUGAGAAUACACCUGCAUCGCCUAUAUUACCUCUUCCAGCAACUAAUGACACAUCCAGCGUCACCAGUUCUGCUGCGAAGAGAACUAUAGACUUUGAUCAUAGCGAAACACAUGCACCAUCCACGCCAGAUGAUGCAAAACGUCAAAAAAAUAAUAUAACGAUAGUGGAGAAUCCAUAACUUCACUUAUCCAAGAUAGUCAAUACAAAGUCCAAUCACUUCACAAAAUGAUGCAGACAUUUCCAUUUCCUCCUAGAAUAAAAUUAAAGCAACCUUAUUACCUAUUAUGGUUCCUCUUUUUAUGAGUUUCAUCAACUUCAACUUAUCCUUACAUUGACUUCAAUAUUUAAUCAUA